Messenger RNA from Haliotis rubra (blacklip abalone), 4020 nucleotides. RefSeq names its product heat shock factor protein 1-like. The transcript has 12 exons. The record is from RefSeq and is a predicted model, not a curated record. Bases 63 to 1538 code for a protein of 491 amino acids. Gene Ontology annotation, molecular function: sequence-specific DNA binding; DNA-binding transcription factor activity. Gene Ontology annotation, biological process: regulation of DNA-templated transcription. NCBI's taxonomy places the organism in Eukaryota, Metazoa, Mollusca, Gastropoda, Lepetellida, Haliotidae.
UGCGCUUCACACGGAUUGGCAGUACAUGCAGGGAAAAUACCUUGCACGGUGAAAUUUGGAAAAUGUAUUCUGUUACAGACAGUAACGAUACUGGAACCGUUCCUGCAUUUUUGAAAAAGUUAUGGAUAUUAGUUGAAGACCCAGGAUGGAAUGAUUUGAUUUGUUGGGGAGAGGGUGGCACCAGUUUCCAUGUGUACGACCAGUCCCGGUUUGCUCGGGAGGUCCUGCCGCUAUACUUCAAACACAACAAUAUUGCCAGCUUCAUCAGACAGCUCAACAUGUAUGGUUUCCGAAAGGUUAUGAGCGUCGACCAGGGUGCCCUGAAGGUUGAGAAAGAUGACCUUGAGUUCCACCAUGUGUACUUUCAGCAAGGUCAAGAGGAACUAAUGGAAAACAUCAAGAGAAAGGUGUCGCCUGGAAUGAAGGUGGAGUCGAUCAAGUUGAAACAGGAGGAUGUAUCCAAGGUGCUGACUGAUGUCCGCAAUCUCCGUGGCAAGCAAGACAAUAUUACAGCCAAGAUGGACACUCUCAAGAGAGAGAAUGAGGCGUUAUGGAGGGAGGUGGCCAAUCUGAGACAGAAGCACCUCAAACAGCAGCAGAUUGUCAACAAGCUGAUACAGUUUCUGGUGACCCUGGUGCGAGGGAACCGGGGAAUCCCCACCAAUUCCAGGAAGAGAGUGAUGCCACUUAUGUUGAACAACUCCAGUCAGAUCAGUGCCAAGCAGCCCAAGCUGAGUCGACAGUUGUCCAUUGAAGAGACAGCCAAACCCUACACUGUUCAGUCGCCGUCAACCAGUGAAAUUGAUUUCACCCAACCCCAAGCUUCAGGACCAAUCAUCCAUGAAGUAACAGAUUCACUGCCCAAUCUCAAUCCUGAUGUCGUGGAUGAUGAUGAAAUCUCACCUGAUGCACUUCUCAAUGAAGUGACCCCUAUCAGCCUCAUGCCAAACAUUACCAGCCUUAUGACAACCCCUCCCACCUUUACAACUACGCCUACUCCACCAGUGAAUGUUCCAACCACAACAGCCGGCAUCAUGGGCUUGCAGGUGACAUCAGCACCCAUCACAGCAACGUCCGUCAUCCCCACUGACGCAUUAGACAGGACUGAUAUGAACGAACAGCUGGACAUCCUGCAGACUGACAUCAAUGAGUUGAAGGAUUUGUUGUCAGGAGGACAGUACAGUCUUGACUCCAGUGUGUUGUUGGGGUUGUUCAAUCCAGAGUCGCCCCUGUCUAAGGCUGCAGAUACAACACUGCAGACAAUUCAAGAUGGUAACAAGUCUGGAAACACUGGUACAAUCUUGGGUAAUGAAUUGAUCCAGUAUGAACCUCAGGAAGACCUGUCCAGCCUGCCACUGUUUGACCUUGGCGACACCGGCCUAAGUCUGCCUGGUCUGGAGGACAUGGAUGACAACAUGGACGACAACCUUGCUGGGAAUUCCUUGCCAGAAUCUCAUCCUCCUGAGCUCCACACUCCGCAGAUAGAUCCUGAUCUAUUUUUGACAAAUGUGAAAAUCAAAAGGGAGAAGGACAACUGAUUGAGAUGAUGUACAUAUUUUAAUUUUGUCAUAUUUGAGUCAGGAAAUGAAGUUGUAAAUUACCCAACUCUUUAAGCAUUCACAGCUGGUCGAGUUCUAGAUGUGCUCUUUGUUACUAUGUUACUGACAAAUAGCCAUGGGAUGUUUUGGGAGUUUUAAAGGCAUUGAUUAGUGUAUACACAGUAUAGUGAAAUCAGUUGUAGGUUGGCCUUUGAGAAAUAGUCUUUUCAUUUAUUUUUUUUUGCCUCAGUAUGCCACAGCAUAAGAAAUAUUGAGCAUUUAUGACAUUUUUAUUGCAUUGUAUCCAUCAGUCAGUCACCUAUCAAUAAACAUAUUGCUGAAAAUGCAUUUAUCAGUGUUCAAAACAUACACCAUUCAGGGAGACAAAACCAGGUGAGAUUAAUCAGGAUCACCAAUUGUUAAAAGUCGUCUGUCAUAUAAAAAUAAUUUGUAUGCUUUGAAAGUGAAAGUAUCCAUAUUUCUUGUAGCACUGGGACCAUUUUGAAAAAUGAUCCUUAACUUCUGAGUAGUAUAUAUAAUAUGAGUUAAGGUCAUUACCCUUUGGCUCUCAGUCUACUUCUAACGUCACUAUUGGUACCCAGAAGGCCCAAUCUGGUCUCAUGACUGACAAAACCCUUGCAUGAUAUAUUAUUUGUUUUAAUAUUGAUUACGAAGGAACAUAUGAUUGCAUGACCAUAACAUCUCUGUGAAUUGUAAAAUGAUUUAGGUAGCUUGUUCAGGACAGACAGCAGAUGUCGUCUGCCCUUUUUGAAGCUGCUGUUUCAGAAGAAGUGCUCUCAUCUAUAUUUAUUGUUGUAGCUUCAUCUUUGCUGUAAAUAAAUGUUAAGAUGAAAUCAUCCAUCAUGAAGAACUCAUCCUGAUGUUUCUGUUUAUGGCUACUUAUUUUUAUUACUUAUUUCAUCGUGUUUCUACCAGGAUUAGGGUACCAGGAUUAGGGGUUAAAAUAGGCAGGUUGUAAGCCCAAAUGGAUUUGGUGGCUCAGUGACUUGAUUCAUUGCCUGUCUUCGUACCCCUACUGGGUGGAACAUUGCUCACAACACCCAUCACAGGAUUGUUUGGCUUAGCCUUAUACAGGCCACUGUCAUUGAGCUGGAAUAUUGCUUAGUGCCGAAUAAUCACCACGCCCACAUUGUAUAUAUGUACAUAUGUUUAGCUUGUACAAGACCCUGUUGUGAGGUAAUCUACACACUGUAAAAAUAUAUUAGGUUUGUGACCAUCUUUAACAAUCUUUUGUUCAUCCCUGUUUCAAGUUAUACAAAUGUUUGAUGCCUUGUAGAAACAGACUUAAUAUACUGUCAUUUGAUUAUGGUAGACCUUCAUUUAAUUCAUCUAAGGUAUUGCAAAUCUGUGCACACACUUGUGUCCUUAGGUGUGCCACAACCAUGUGAUCGUGGGUUCAAAUCCCAGUUUGUUUCUAGGUUUGUCUAACACUUGAGCAAUAAACAGUUUUAUAAACCAGUGUUAAAUUUCCAAAAAGCUCAAGGUAUGGCAAACCUGUUCCCAGGUAUCACAGUGUCAUAUGUCUGAGGGGCAGUGGGGUAGCCUUGUGGUUAAAGCAUUCGCUUGUGGCGCUGAAGACCUGGAUUCGAUUCCCCAUGUGGGUACAAUGUGUGGGGCCCAUUUCUGGUAUCCACCUUGAUAUUGCUUGAAUAUUGCUAAAAGUAGCAUAAAACUACAACUCAAACACUCACUCAUAUGGGCUGAAUAUCGUUUGAACGACUGUAAGACCAUCCUCACUCACUCUAAGUUCUGUUUCUUUUUUUGAAAGUGAUAAUAAAUAAAUUUUAAAACUAUUGUUUACACUGUGCGCAAAAUUAUGCUACUUAGGGUCAGCUACCCAUGAUAUAUUUCUCAGGAUAACUUGUAAGGAAAACUGAGAACUCGCACAAUACGUCCACACAGCGGUGUGACAAGAAGAAGAAUGAUCACUCUGAGGUAGUCACAUGGGUAGAUAGGGGAACGGGCUGCCCGCUUAGCCAGGGACUAGGGACCUGUCCUAUAAAGAGAGCAGCCUGGGGAACAUUAUCGUAUGGACAAGGGAGGCCUACAGGAAAAGUUCUCAUUCGUUCCAUUCGUGGAAGCAGGAGAGAGAAGUGCAAAUCGUGACAUGGAUAAGUAUAUGAAUAUACAAUUUAUAGUUACAAUUUCCAAUAACAACUUAUUUUUGUGAGUGAUGCAUGGUGUUUCUUCUAUUUUGUGUUUGUUAUAAGGUUAACCUUGUCACAACAUGUAUUUUGAGAAAAUAUUUGUAUCAGCAUCAGUUUGUUAUUCAUAUCAGUUUGUUUUGAAUUUUCUCAGUUUCUGUUUAGCACAUGGGGUUUGGCGCAUUGUUGAUUGCCUUCUUACAUUGGUCAUGUACAGUGUAUAUACAAGUAGGUAGUGUAUCAUGAAUAUGCAGACAUUAUGCACCUGCUCAGUCAGCUGCUAUGAUUAAUAAACUGUUAUGGUUUCAUACCAAAAA